GUCAUCCCACCCGGAACAAGCAUCACGUUUUUCUGACUGACUACUGUGACCUCAGACUGUCGACGUACCGCUGCACGCCUCUAAGCAUUACAUUCAUUGAAAGACGACAGCAAGUGAUUAGAACACAAUAAACUUGACUGUUGUCUUCGCGUCGCACGCAGCUCAUCCACACACGACAGAGAGGAGCGCGGCUUAGCAGCAGACAUGCCCACAAUCGAGGAGCUCUCCCCGGCCGCGGGCCCGGUGUCUGUCCGACCCCCCGAGGACGAGAUCGACGACGAUGAAGAUGAAGAUUUUGAUGAGACGCUGAUGGAGAGGCUUUGGGGCCUGACAGAGAUGUUUCCUGACACGAUGCGUUCAGCUGCCGAGGUGUCAGCGCAGUGCUCGGUCUCACUGGCCAAGAAGUUUUACAGUUUUUCCCGCUCUGCGCUCUGGAUGGGUACUACCUCCUUCAUGAUCCUGGUGCUGCCUGUGGUGUUUGAGACAGAAAGACUACAGCUGGAGCAGCAGCAGUUACAGCAGCAGAGACAGAUCCUUCUGGGGCCCAACACCGGGAUGUCUGGUGGGAUGCCGGGCAUGAUGCCGCCUGCACCUGGCAAGAUGUGAGGGGCAGGAGGGGCCAACAUGAGCCUGACAUCUGCUGCUAGCGAUACAGCAGGGUCGUUCCACAAGGAGAGACAGAGAGACCAUGGAGAAGAGCAAAGAACUGCAGUAAUUUCAAAAUCAAGCUGUGAAGCUGUGUACGAAUGGCGCAACAUUAGGCUCACUCAAAGUAUUGGGUUGGCUAAUGGAUCGGAGGAGCAGGAGGAGGAUGUAAAGCGUCUCUAACACUCUCUCACUGUCUCUCCUUACUCCAACAUCACGCAGAGACUGAUAUCCUGGAGCACUGCUUCUAUUUUCUGUUUCUUUUCUUUUUUUAAAUAAACUCUUAUAUCAGCAGAAGUAAUGUAGAGGAAAGCUGAAAGGAGAAAAAAAAUCUAGGGGUUAACAAUUGUAUAUCUCGGUGUUUGCAGUCUGAAGAACGUAAAUAUACUUUUGUUGGCACUUCUAACCAUUGUCAUUCCACUUGUAUGUGGAGAAUUGUUUUUUUUUGGUAAAAUAUCAGACCGGUGGGAUUGCUGAAUGAUGGCAAGUGGAGCAAACAAAAUUGAUUGACAGGAAUGUGGUCUACAGAAUGGCCUUUUAACCUUCUACAUCCUAAAUGAUAAUCUUUUCUAUGUGGUACAAUUCUGAUCCAUUGAACUAUGUAUGUCUGUUGUAUGUCAAAGUGCAAUGCCUGUCACUACAAACUAGCCAGUUACUGGUUUUAUUAUAUUAAUCUGGUUUUGUACAAUUGAUAGUAUAAUGCAACAACAACAGAUUCCAUGCGGUUCAAUGACAGAGAUUGUUGUGUCCCUUUCCAUCAAGAGUUUUUAUUUUAAAACCAGCUGCCUGUCAGUUAUUGGACAAACAUGGUUGUGGUGCUUGAUACAAGUUUAAUGCUAAAUGUCUCAAUAUUUCCCAGAAAGUAUUUCAUGUUCUUUUCUCCAUUGUCCUUUAUGUGACAGUUUUCAGUCUGUUGCCUCUGGUCUGUAAAAAAACCCAUUUCUCCGUUUUGUGUUCAACAUGACUGGGGUAAUUAAAACACCAAAUCAAAAGGAAA
Messenger RNA from Scophthalmus maximus (turbot), 1642 nucleotides. It is a transcript of the gene tomm22, whose product is annotated as translocase of outer mitochondrial membrane 22 homolog (yeast). Gene Ontology annotation, biological process: intracellular protein transport. Gene Ontology annotation, cellular component: mitochondrial outer membrane. NCBI's taxonomy places the organism in Eukaryota, Metazoa, Chordata, Actinopteri, Pleuronectiformes, Scophthalmidae. The coding region runs from base 205 to 606 and encodes 133 amino acids. The transcript has 4 exons. The record is from RefSeq and is a predicted model, not a curated record.